Messenger RNA from Gadus chalcogrammus (walleye pollock), 879 nucleotides. Its product is annotated as pro-resilin-like. Bases 1 to 843 code for a protein of 280 amino acids. The transcript has 3 exons. The record is from RefSeq and is a predicted model, not a curated record. NCBI's taxonomy places the organism in Eukaryota, Metazoa, Chordata, Actinopteri, Gadiformes, Gadidae.
AUGUAUAAGGACGUGAGAAAAACACAGUUUCUCUGGAACAGGACGACAGCUCAGAGCGGUCAGAGGGCUGGUGUUGGAGCCCUGUGGAGGAACGGGGCCGUCCACAGGCUGGAGGAACAGGGCCGUCCACAGGCUGGAGGAACAGGGCCGUCCACAGUCUGGAGGAACAGGGCUGUCCACAGGCUGGAGGAACGGGGCCGUCCACAGGCUGGAGGAACGGGGCCGUCCACAGGCUGGAGGAACGGGGCCGUCCACAGGCUGGAGGAACAGGGCCGUCCACAGUCUGGAGGAACAGGGCUGUCCACAGGCUGGAGGAACGGGGCCGUCCACAGGCUGGAGGAACAGGGCCCGUCCACAGAGCUCUAUGGCUCUACCGGCUGGAGGAACGGGCCCGUCCACAGGCUGGAGGAACAGGGCCGUCCACAGUCUGGAGGAACAGGCCCGUCCACAGGCUGGAGGAACGGGGCCCGUCCACAGAGCUCUAGGGCUCUACCGGCUGGAGGAACGGGGCCCGUCCACAGGCUGGAGGAACGGGGCCGUCCACAGGCUGGAGGAACAGGCCCGUCCACAGGCUGGAGGAACGGGGCCCGUCCACAGAGCUCUAGGGCUCUACCGGCUGGAGGAACGGGGCCCGUCCACAGGCUGGAGGAAUGGGGCCCGUCCACAGAGCUCUAUGGCUCUACCAGCUGGAGCCGUAGGCCUCACGAUCACCUAAAGAGGAAGGAAAAUAAUGGAAGCGUCGCUGACAGCUGUUCUGCUGCGGUAAAUAUAGACCAGCCCCCCCCCCCCAGUGGACACCGGGAAGGCCCCCUCCGUCUGACGGACGCUCACAUGUUUAGAUGAAGGUUUCUGCAAUAGGGUGGCACAUAAUAAAGGACU